Molecule: messenger RNA, 2631 nt
Organism: Filobasidium floriforme
Lineage: Eukaryota; Fungi; Basidiomycota; Tremellomycetes; Filobasidiales; Filobasidiaceae
Exons: 8
Coding region: 1-2631 (876 amino acids)
Biological process (GO): regulation of DNA-templated transcription
Molecular function (GO): zinc ion binding; DNA-binding transcription factor activity, RNA polymerase II-specific
Source: RefSeq, a predicted model, not a curated record
AUGCCUGGUGUUCCGCUGAUGGCGCAUAUCAGCCUGAUGUGUUGGAGUCCCGCCCGGCCUCAUGAUGUCAACCGGAGCCUACGAUCUCCUUCAUCAAAACAAAACAAUCAAAAGACCGUGGGGUAUCAGCAAAGAGGAAGCGGCCAGCGCCUACAAAGCGUAUGGUCCGACGACAAUCCUGACUCCGAAGUAUACGAGACUGCUCGCCGUCGUGAUAUCCAGGGCACAGCUGGACGUGUAGUCAACCUUCUCAACUUUACCAAUCCCCGCCAAAGUGAUGCCAUCAAGUCAAUCAUGUCCGAUCUAGCCCGCAUUGCUGAGCGAACCGGCGGUAUUAUCCCUUCAGCACAUACGGUCUUUCAAGACCUGGACCCUAAGCGAUACAACCCGAUCCGACUCGUCAAGCUACGUCAGGAUUUACAGCGUAUCACACGUGCCAGCGGCGAUUGGCAAGAAUUUGCGACCUGCAUCGGCAAGAUUCGAGAAGCACUGGGAACAGCGAACCUAUUAACUGACGACGAUGGCCCAGGGUCCUACAUCGAUGUUUUCACUCGACCCCUCAACAGCAAGACUUUCCAGUCCUGUUUGGGCGCUUGCCAUGAUCAUGCACCCGUUCUUCUAGAAAACCGCCGAGCAGGCGAAGGUGCCUUCUCCUCCCCGGUGCGCGUCGCUUGUAAACAAACCGUUGAUGCAUUCGUCUUGGAUCUCUGGAGCUGGACAUCUGGCUGCGAAGUUCUCCGGGCGUUCCUACAUCCGGAAACGAGCCAGGGCUUGUCAGAGCGAUACCGACAUCGAAUCAUGUCGACUGAAGUUAGCUCGCCAUUACAAUUGGUGCCAUCCGGCUAUUCCAUCCUCGCCAACCCGAAUCCAGUGGUCGAGCGUCUUCUCGCUCGGCAGCCUGGCUCCACGUUCAGCUUUUCCCUCGAGGCCAUCGCCGACGAACAGUCCACGUUGCAGGUCAACCUGCCCGCAUGCAGCUCCGGGGAACAACCAACCACAUACCGAAUACCCACACACCUGUUCUUCAUUCUGUCCGCCGUCGAUAGCUCGGACGGGUCGAAUACAGAUGCUCCACAGACCUCUACCACUACUCAACCAACGCAAGCGAAAGCGAGCAGCAACGUUCGUGCCGCUUACAUCACCGCAUACGCUCGAAGAAUCGACGCAAAGUACGCUUGCAAGAGUUGCAAAAAGGCCAAGAUGCAUUGUUACAGAGCGAGUCCGGACGAUACAUCCAUACAAUCGAUCAAGUGCGCCGGUUGCGUCAAUGCACAUAGGGUCUGCGAGAUCGAUCGAAACGCUUUCGAGACCAUGCUCGCUCCCGGAACGUCACUCAAGUUCUCCAAGCAGACCACUCUUACCAAUUUACUCAAGAGUGACCCGAUUCAGAUCAACUCGCCGCCAAUCACGAUCUCUUCCUACGAGCAUCUUCUGGAUCAUAUCUCAACGCCGGAAGCUCCGUACUACAUGUACCUCCCUAUCAACGAAACAAGACCCUCCAAACAGACUUUGAGCUGGCUCGAAGAUGUCUUUUCUCAAUGCGGUACCAAGAUUGACGGGAGCGAAUUGGCUUACGAGGUCAAACUCGGGAAUCGAGCCAACAUCAACCCGUGCACCGCUCCGAAAUACGCUCAACACGUCCCUCUUCCAUACAAGCCCAAACAAAAAUCUCCGCCGCCGCCACCUUCACCGCCGCCUCCUGCUCCCACUCGCUCAAGUCUAGCCCAGGUCAACGCUCAAGCUGGUCCAUCAUCAGACCAGAUCAUCACUCAGUCUCUGCCCGGAUUGAAGCGUAAAUUCGGGUUGGGCAAUCACAACUCGGGUGGUUACCCCGUCUCCAAGUAUAUCAGGACCGGCCUCUACAAUACAAACACACUUAUCUCCAGCCCUGGCGGGAGAUAUGAUGAUGCGGAAGUCAGCGAACGCUUCGGGGAUGCCGACUCGACCAGGCGAGAAGAGGAGUACGAGUACCAGACCGAUCAUAGUUCGGACGAUGAAGAGGGAGAGACGGUUAACAUUCCCACGAAAGCAAACGGACAUCCCCAACGAUCCGAUCGUGCGACCACACCGAAAGCUACACAACCACCCGCCAGGACGAUACGCACCAUGUCCCCAGACUCGCCCGGCAUCGGAAGAUCUCGGAUGCACUCUUUGGACGACACGCCAAAAGCUCUCCGCCACAACGAUUUUGACAACCUGACCCUGCCCGAUACCGAUCUUUCCGGGUUUGUCGAAGCCAACUUCAACGCCAACCUAAGAGAUGACAUUCAGACGGCGAUCGCGUAUCACAGGAGACGCAUCUCUCAAAUUGUCUGCCAGGGAUACGACGCCAGAGAUCGCACUUCCGCCCAGGACUGGCUCGAUAACUCGCUGCAGGAAUUCAAGAAGCUGAUCACACAAGACAUGCCAUCCGACCCAGAAGAGAGAACUCGACUCCUGCUCGACGAUGGUCUCGCCUUCCUCAUGAAGACUCUCAACGGCCAGCCCAUCUUUGCGAGGCAGUGCAACGAAUCCCUUCUAAACAUCGGUGGAACUGUUCAACCUUGUCCAGAUGUUUCGUGCUUCAUGACUGGAAAGCCGCUCAUCCGAUUGCACGUGUUCGUGGACUCAAAACUGACCAUCCGUUCGUAG